CAAGAUUUAGUACAUCCUGCGAAAACUAUAAGCGAUUAUUUGAAAAGUGAAAACUUUCAAGGGUUAAUCCUAUGCUUUGCUUCGUCAGCUUUUAAACAGCAUUUACGUGAUAGUGGAUUCGAUGUCGUAGAAGAGAAAGAACGACUUAUUGAUGGCUCCGUAAUCGAUUUGCAUCAUGCCAUAUAUAACAAAGAUCCCGUAAAGGCUGUUGUAAUUGAUAUUGAUUUUAAUUUAACUGCCUGGAAAUUGAUGAGAGCUCAAGUUUUGUUGAAGAAUCCCCAAUGUUUGUUUAUAGCUGGUGCUGCCGACCCACGCAUUCCAUUUGGUGGCCAUGAAUUGUUGGGUCCAGGAGCCUUUAUGCACAUUGUUGAAGAAGCCAAUCAACGAAAGGCCAAAGUCUUUGGUAAACCUGGAGCCGAGUUGGGAGAAUUAUUAAAACGUUCUUUCAACAUCAAUGAUCCUAAACGAGUUUUAAUGAUCGGUGACAGCUUACGAAGUGAUAUACAAUUUGGCAAAGAAUGUGGAUUUCAAACAAUGUUUAUAUUAACGGAACCAUUUGAGGUACAACAUUUGCAAUCGCUGGAAUUGAAUACGUUAAAUUGUCCCGAUUACGUCAUUGAAAAAUUGGCCGAUUUGAAUAAUCUUAUUUAA
Musca vetustissima is the source of this 651-nucleotide messenger RNA. RefSeq names its product chronophin-like. The transcript is spliced from 2 exons. Gene Ontology annotation, cellular component: cytoplasm. The record is from RefSeq and is a predicted model, not a curated record. The annotation marks the transcript as partial. Gene Ontology annotation, molecular function: phosphatase activity. NCBI's taxonomy places the organism in Eukaryota, Metazoa, Arthropoda, Insecta, Diptera, Muscidae.